Messenger RNA from Aspergillus aculeatus ATCC 16872, 1521 nucleotides. Its product is annotated as class I SAM-dependent methyltransferase. The coding region runs from base 1 to 1521 and encodes 506 amino acids. Gene Ontology annotation, cellular component: mitochondrion. The transcript is spliced from 3 exons. NCBI's taxonomy places the organism in Eukaryota, Fungi, Ascomycota, Eurotiomycetes, Eurotiales, Aspergillaceae. The record is from RefSeq and is a predicted model, not a curated record. Gene Ontology annotation, molecular function: protein-arginine omega-N symmetric methyltransferase activity.
AUGGACUCUCCAGUCCUCAAUCAACUGCUUCGGCAGUUAUUUCGACAUCCCGCCUGUCAAUCUUUCAAAUCUACUCCUUCCCUCUCCGCGCGCCGACCCGGUUGCGUACGCCUGUCCCCAUCCCAUCCGCACCACCGUCAACAAUGUCGACCCUUCCUCCGGAAAGUCUCCGCCAACAAGAAAGCCUCCAACGAUGGCACGAUCUGGAACGAGCGUCGCUUUAUCACCAGAGACAUCUCGGAGGAAUUGCAGAAAUACCCGAUGGUCACGGCCAAAGAACUCCGUCAUCACCGCGAGCGGCCGCGGCAGGUGAAGAUGUGGGGACGGGAGUUCAUCGAUGACAGUUUGUACAAUCUCCAGUACGGCUACUUCUCCCAACAUGCCACCAUCUUCAGCCCCGGGGAGCCCUUCAUCUUCAACGACAUCGCCGAUGGGCCCGCGUUUCACACCAUGCUACAGAAUCGUUACACGGAGUUCGAGGACCGGUUAGACGAAGCCGAGCCCGACGUCGCCCGCCAGCUGUGGCAUACCCCGACGGAGCUCUUCCAACCCUACUACGGCGAGACGAUUGCUCGGUACCUGGUGUCGAACUAUAAACUGACGCUGUACCCGUACCACGAUCUGAUCAUCUACGAGAUGGGCGCCGGAAACGGCACGAUGAUGCGGAACGUGCUAGACUACAUCCGCGAGGUGGACUACGAGGUCUACCAGCGGACGAAGUACAAGAUCAUCGAGAUCUCGCCGGCGCUGGCGAGUCUGCAGCUGAAGAACCUGGUCGCCUCGGCCGAGUCGGCCGGCCAUCGGGACCGCCUUGAAAUCAUCAACCGGUCAAUCUUCGACUGGAACACCUACGUGCACUCGCCGUGCUUCUUCCUGGCGCUGGAGGUGUUCGACAACUUCUCCCACGACAUCAUCCGCUACGACCUCAAGACGGAACAGCCGCAGCAGGGCGGGGUCCUGAUCGACGCGGACGGCGAGUUCCACGAAUGGUACCGCGACUACCUGGACCCGGUGGCCGCGCGGUUCCUGCGCGUGCGGCAGGCGGCUGCCCGGCGCCCGUUCCCGUCGCCUCUGGGGCCGAAGUACAUGCGGGCGCUGCGGUCGUACCUGCCGGCCGCGGGCCAAUUCUCGCAGCCGGAGUACAUCCCAACGCGGCUCAUGCAGUUCUUCGACAUCCUCAACAACUAUUUCCCGGGCCACCGGCUGGUGGCGAGUGACUUCAGCUCGCUGCCGGACGCCGUGCGCGGGCUGAAUGGACCGGUGGUGCAGACUCGAUUCGAGCGGCGCACCAUUCCUGUGACGACCCCUUAUGUCCAACAAGGAUACUUCGAUAUCUUCUUCCCGACCGACUUCAAUGUGAUUGAGGACAUGUACCGGGCGAUCACCGGCAAGUUGACGCAGGUGGUGAGCCACGAAGACUUCAUGCAGCGCUGGGCGUACAUUGCAGACACGGAGACGCGGAACGGGGAGAAUCCGAUGCUGGCGUGGUACAAGAACGCCAGCAUGCUGAUGACUGUUUGA